UGACGUUCAAGUGAACUUCAAGCUUAAAGCUUCAAAGUUGCUUACUAGCACAUUUUGUGACUGUCGGAGAAAAAACAAAAUGCCUACGUUUAUGUUACCGGAUCGAUGGGCUCUGUUACUGAAACAUUGGAGUACUGAUGAAAAAUUUAAAAAGAGGAGUGAGAUUGGGAAGAUGGCUCGCGCAUCAGAAAAGGGAGGCUCUUUGCACACUGGUGGAGCUAUUAGCCAGGUUACUAGGAAGGAAAGAAUGGAAAAAGAGUUGGGUAGGCCGAUAGCUGUAGCAGAGAUGUUCAAGGUUACUCAUGUCAAGAAGAGUACGAACCCCACAGAAGAAGAAAGAUGGAUUGAGCCACGUGCUCAAGAGACAUAUGAUAGGUAUAUACGAAUAUCUCAGUAAUAUCGUAGUACUCUACCUCUUGAGAGUCAGGACAGACCAUUUACACAAGAAGAAAACGAGAAUCUUUGGAAAUAGAGUGCUGGUGAACCGAUUAGAGGUUCAAU
Solanum stenotomum is the source of this 501-nucleotide messenger RNA. RefSeq lists its product as uncharacterized. The transcript has 3 exons. The record is from RefSeq and is a predicted model, not a curated record. The coding region runs from base 80 to 397 and encodes 105 amino acids. NCBI's taxonomy places the organism in Eukaryota, Viridiplantae, Streptophyta, Magnoliopsida, Solanales, Solanaceae.